Molecule: messenger RNA, 708 nt
Organism: Sporothrix brasiliensis 5110
Lineage: Eukaryota; Fungi; Ascomycota; Sordariomycetes; Ophiostomatales; Ophiostomataceae
Exons: 3
Coding region: 1-708 (235 amino acids)
Source: RefSeq, a predicted model, not a curated record
AUGCUGUCCAAGACCUUCCUUACUGCGCUCCUUCUGGCGCCCGGUGUUCUCAGUGCCGUCCUGCCCAACGUCAAUGCUGGUGCCGACCUUGCUACCCGCUACGCUUCAGCCCCGACCGUUGAUGCUACGGACGCAGAUGAGUUCCAAGCACCACGGAAAAAGCAGCACCACAAGGGCCGCAAGCAUCACGAGCAUGGUCCUCGUGAUGUCGAGGAUGCCGACGAAGCGGAGGACGCAGAGUUCCUGAAGAAGCACCAUGGCAAGAAGCACCACCACAAGGGUCAUAAGGGAUUUGCUCCCCGUGACGUUGACGAGACUGAGGCGACCGAUGAGACCGAUGCUACUGAUGCUGAUGCCAAGCACCGGCACCACAAGCAUCAUAAGGGCCACAGGGAGCACGAGCACGGUCCCCGCGACGUUGAGGAGACCGAAGAGACCGAUGCUACAGAUGUUGAUGCCAAGCACCGGCACCACAAGCAUCACAAGGGCCACAAGGAGCACGAGCACGGUCCCCGCGACGUUGAGGAGACCGACGAGACCGAUGUGGCCGACGUCGAUGCUAAGCACCGGCACCACAAGCAUCACAAGGGCCACAGGGAGCACGAGCACGGUCCCCGUGACGUUGAGGAGACCGAUGAGGCCGAUGAGGAUUUGCGCAAGAAGCACCACGGCAAGAAGCACCACCACAAAGGCAACAAGCACUUCUAA